Fomitopsis serialis is the source of this 1350-nucleotide messenger RNA. RefSeq lists its product as uncharacterized. The transcript is spliced from 4 exons. The record is from RefSeq and is a predicted model, not a curated record. The annotation marks the transcript as partial. Lineage: Eukaryota; Fungi; Basidiomycota; Agaricomycetes; Polyporales; Fomitopsidaceae. Gene Ontology annotation, biological process: regulation of RNA metabolic process; regulation of gene expression. Gene Ontology annotation, molecular function: mRNA binding. Gene Ontology annotation, cellular component: nucleus; cytoplasm.
AAGACCGCGCAGCGACCGUCACCCUCCCAUCGUCGUCCCCGUCGUCGCCCCCGCCGAGCUCGCAUCCCCGCUCAUCGUCGCCCGCAGCGUCCAAGAGCCUCCAUCGCCCGACCUCCUGUCCCAAGCUCCUCCCGUGCCCCUCCCCACAAGCCUCCCCACCGCCGUGUGCGGCCGCUGAAAGACACUGAAUCCACCUUCACCAUGCCAGAAGCUGACAACACCCGCAAGCGCUCCCGUUCGCCCUCCGAUGCCCUCAACGACCAGCAGAAGCAGUACAAGCGUGCCAACACAGGCGCUCCCUCAUCCUUCGAUGACUCACACCUCGUCCAUGGCUCUGCCCGCGCCGCCGCCCUCUCGACUGACGUCGACAUGAAGCACGUCCCCGCCGACACCACGGCGUCCACGCCCUCGCCCACCCAGCCAUCCGACAAGGCCACCUCCGACAUGGCCUCUGGAGAUGCCAAGCGCGAGGACAGCAGCUCCGCAACCACAUCUGCGGCCCCCAGCAACUCGUCUGCGCCGAACGCGCCACCUGCUGCCAACAUCCACAUGCGCUGCCUGAUCGUUACCCAGGACGCCUCCAUCAUCAUUGGCAAGGCCGGCACGCACGUGAACGAGAUCCGGGAUAAGAGCGGGGCAAGGGUCAUGGUCUCGGAGAGCAUCCCAGGCAACCCAGAGCGCAUUCUGAACGUCAGUGGCCCGCUGGAUGCAGUGUCCAAGGCGUUCGGAUUAAUCGUCCGGAGAAUCAACGACGAGCCAUUUGACAAGGCCUCUGUCCCCGGCAGCCGGGCGGUCACUAUCAAGUUCAUGAUCCCCAACUCACGUAUGGGUUCGGUUAUUGGCAAGGGCGGAACGAAGAUCAAGGAGAUCCAGGAUGCAAGUGGGCCCCGGGUACUCAGCGUGUCAGGCGUCGCCGACGCCAUCCACAUCGCGACCUACUACAUCGGCAACAUCCUCAUUGAAGCGAACGAGCGCAUGCCGUCCUACAACAACUCGUCUUACAGGCCGUCGAGCUACUCGCGGCGGCCCCCGUCGUAUCAGGGCUCGUCAUACGUGCCGGGCUACUCGAACCCGUACGCGGGCGGCUCGCACAGCGCCGCCCCGCAGCAGCUCCAGACCCAGCAGAUCUACAUUCCCAACGACCUUGUCGGGUGUAUCAUCGGCAAGGGCGGCGCGAAGAUCAACGAAAUCAGGCAUAUGAGCGCGAGCCAGAUCAAGAUUAUGGAACCUGGCGCGGUGGGCGUUGGCAUGAACGGCGCGCCGGCGCCCGCUGGCGGAGAGGGCGAGCGGUUGGUUGUCAUUACUGGCCAGCCGACUAACAUUCAGAUGGCGGUGCAAUUGCUAUACCAC